UUCGCUUUUUCUUUCUUUCUCUUCCGUGUUUCGCUUUUUAGGAAUGGCGCUGAGUGACCGCUUUGCAGCGCUGUGUGGUCGCCUGACCGACAUGGGCUCCACCGUUAGCAUUGACGCACUGUUGGACGCAAUUCAAGUUCUCUAUGACGAAUGCAACACUGCGGGCAUCAAGCGCACGACCAAUGUCCCAGAAUUCCUUGCCAAGUAUAACAAACCCCUCAACGAAGUGACGGGCUUGCGCCCAAACCGCGCCGACUUUGAGACGGUCAAGAUCAUUGGACGCGGCGCGUUCGGCGAGGUGCACCUCGUCAAGGACAAGCACUCUGGCAACACGUACGCCAUGAAGUGCCUGUCCAAGUUUGAGAUGCUCAAGCGCUCAGACACGGCCUUCUACUGGCAAGAGCGCGAUGUGAUGGCGGCAUCCAACACGCCGUGGAUUAUUUCGCUGCACUACGCCUUCCAGGACGAAAAGUACCUGUACCUCGUCAUGGACUUUGUGCCUGGUGGCGAUCUCGUCACCAUUCUCUCCAAGUACGACUUUACCGAAGACAUGACGCGCUUCUACAUGGCUGAAACAGUGCUUGCCGUCGACGCGCUGCACCAACUCGGCUACAUUCACCGCGACAUCAAGCCAGACAACAUGCUGCUCGACGCGUCUGGACACGUCAAACUGGCCGAUUUCGGUACGUGCAUCAAGGUUGGCAAGGACGGCCUGGUUCGCUCCGACAGCGCUAUCGGCACGCCCGAUUACAUUUCGCCCGAGGUUCUCGAGUCCCAAAACGGCGCUGGUGUGUAUGGUGGCGAGUGCGAUUGGUGGUCUGUCGGUAUCAUGCUGUUCGAGUUGCUUUACGGCGAGACCCCGUUCUACUCUGAGUCGCUUCUGGGCACCUACGGUCAAAUCAUGAACCACCAGAAACACCUCAAGUUCCCAUCCGAGCCAGCCGUGUCGGCCGAUGCAAUCGACCUCAUGAAAAAGCUCAUUUGCUCGCGCGACGUCCGCCUCGGCAAAACUUCCAUUGCAGACAUCAAGUCUCACCCAUUCUUCAAGGGCAUUUCGUGGGACACGCUGCGCGACCAAAAGCCGCCAGUCGUCCCCGAGGUCAAGUCCAACGUGGACACGUCCAACUUUGAGGAUAUUGAUGAGGAGCAUACGCACAACGAGCACUUCCCGGCCCCAAAGACCUUCUCUGGCAACCACUUGCCGUUCGUUGGCUACACCUUUGCUCGUAGCAACCGCUUCAAGGUUGUCGGUGCUGAUGGCACUGAGAUUGCGCGCCCUGCAGCGCCAAUCGCGAUUGCUGCGCCUGCCUCGGCAAGCGGCGGCGGUGCGGAGGAUGAGCUGGUGGCUCAAAUUGAGGCGCUCGAACGCGAAAAGGCGCGCUUCAAGUCCGAGUUUGACUCGCUGCAAAAGAAGUUUGACCUCGAAAUCGAGGCCCGAAAGCUUGCGGAGACGGAGCUCAAGGCCAACUCGCGCAAGACGGAUCGAUCUGCUCGAGAGCAAGAGUCUGCCAUGCGCCUGAUGAAGGAGCUCGAAAAGACCAACCAAGACCUUGAAAAGACCGUUGCUGUCAGCAAGCUGGAAGUCAAAGAGGCCAAUCGACUCGUGGAGGAGGCCACCAAGUCCAAGAAGCGCUUGCAAUCCGAGCUGGAGCAACUGCGCGAAAACGCCGGCGACCUCUCGCGCGAGCGCGAGUACAAGAAGCAGCUCGACGAGGCCAAGAAGCAGCUGUCCGAGGCGCGCGAGACCAUGGCGGACGAGUUGGACGAGCUCAAGUCGCAGUUCACCCGCGCGUCCGACCAGAACAAGACGCUGCAAUCUGCCAAGACCGACCUUGAGAAGGAGCUUGCCAUUGCGCAGAUUGAGCUCAAGGAGGCGACGGCCAAACUGUCCACUGCGUCCUCGAACAGUGCCGACGGCGACAAGCGUGCCGAGGAAGCCGAAAAGGCUCUGGCUGCGCUUCGAUCGCAGGUUGCCUCGCUGACGGACAGUGUCAAGUCGCUCACGGACAAGGCGAGCGCUUCGAGUGCCGAACUCGAGACGGCCAAGGCCAGCCUUGCAACCCAGCAGCGCGAGCGUCAGUCGCUGCAAGAAGAGCUGGCAGCUGUCGAGAAGGCCAAGGCCAUGGCGAUUGUCGAUCAGCGCAACGCCGAGGACAAGCUCAAGCGUGCCGAGGAGGAGCUCGAGAGCCUGCGCGUCGCACACCGCAAGAAGCUUGAUCGCAGCGACAGCGAGAUUGCCGAGUCGCAAGCGCACGUCAAGGAGGUUGAGGCCUUGAAAUCCGAGGUUGCUCGCAUUCAAUCCCUGUACGAUCAACAGCGCAAUGCUGUGAGCGAGUUGGAGCGCAAGCUGUCCAUCUCGGCUCUCGAUCUCAAGGAGGCAGAGCGACAGCACGAGAAGGCCGUCAAGGCUCACAAGGAGGCCGAAGCUGAGAUUGAGACGCUCAAGGCCAAGGUGGAUGCCAAGCACACGGAGGCGGUCGAUGCGCGCGAAAAGCUGCGCGAACUGGAAUCUAGCAAGGCCAUUUCCACCGAGCGCGUGACUUCCCUGACGUCGCAGCUCGAGCAGGAGCGCGCCACUCACCGCGAGCUCCAGACCCUGUACAACUCGCUCGCCAAGUCGAACGUGACCACCCAGAUCGAAGUCAAGGAAGUUUCCCGCAAGCUCGCGGCUGCCGAGGCUGCCAACCAAGGCUCCGAUGCCAAGCUCGCCGACCUUACUGCCAAGUUGGAGGAGAAGACGCGUCGCGUCACCCAGGUGGAGGCUCUUGUAUCGGAGGCUGAGCUGGCUCGCGAUGGAUUCAAGGCUAAGUUUGAGGAUUCCAAGUCCAAGCUCGACGGCGACGUUGAGGCUCUCGCCGAGCUGCAGAGCAAAUUUGCAGAGGCUGAAAAGAACUUGUCCUUGCUGCAGAUCGAGGUCAAGGGCGAAACCACGCGCGCCAACAACGCCGAAAAGUCGCUGGCCGACGCCCAAGCGAGUGCUGCUGCUAGCGUUGCCGAGCUUCAGGAGCAGGUGGCUCAACAGACCACUGUCAAGGAAAGCUUGGAGGCCGAGCGUGCCCGACUGGACGCCCUCGUCAAUGAGGCCAAGAACCAAGAGCACCUCCUGCAGGAAGAAGUGGCUGCUGGCAAGAAGCGCCUCGUCGAAGAGAAGCGCGCCAAAGAGCAAAUCAUCAUCCAGAGCACCCAGAAGGAGAGUGCGCUCAAUCUUGCUCUCGAGAAGCUCAGCAAGAUGCCCGCAUCCGGCAAAUCCGACAGCAAGGCACCAGACUCGCGCUAUGCCGAGAAGAAGCAGACUCGCUCCACGGAGUUCCGAAACCUCGAGAAACUGUUGCAAGAAGAACGCCAGCUCACCACCAAGCUCAAGAUGCAAACAGACACAAAGGAGUUUGAGAUCCAGGAGCUGCGCCAUCAACUCGAUGAGCUCACGGCGCAAUUCGAGCAGUUCAACGAGCAGCUGGCAAACAGCGCGUUGGGCGACAACAUGUCGGUCGCAUCGUUGAGUCUUCCCGAGCCAGGUGACACACGGAUGUCUAUGCGCGCCUCGUCUGUUAGUCUCAGCGCUGGCUCUCGUCGCAAGUCAUUCGACGGUCGCAGUCUGGAAGGAUGGCUCAAGACACCCAAGGACCCCAAGAAUCUCAAGAAGGGUGGCUGGAUUAAGCGCUAUGUUGUCGUCUCGAGCUAUGAUGAGGAGAAGGGCAAGGGCAGCGAGCCGCUGUCCAUUAUUGAUCUUUCUGACGUCAUCUUGGUUCGCAAGGUGACCCAAGCAGACGUCAUCCAUGCGUCGCAAUCGGAGGUUGACUGCAUCUUCCAGAUGCUCUACAAGAAGCAGGGCGAGCUCACCGCCGCCUCGAGCAAGCCCGUCUUUUCCGAUCCCAAUGAAAAGUUCCAUCCUUCCCGAGGGCACGAGUUUGUUUCGACUCACUUCUCCAAGCCUACCUGGUGCUUGCUCUGCAAGGGCUUUAUCUACGGCAUUGGCAAGCAGGGAUAUUGCUGCCGAAAGUGCAACUAUGUGUCACAUCGCAAGUGCUACACCGAUGUGGCGCCGUGCAUGUCGGAUGUGGAGGCAACCCAACUGCUCUUCAUGGGCAGCUCGGUCCAGGAUCGCGACCGUUGGAUUUCGGGAUGCUCGGCCAGCAAGACAACCCCGUCCCUCUCACCCACAGGCUCGCGCAAGAGCAUUGCACCAUCAGCGGCCCAGCUGGCUGCCGUUGAUGCUGCUGUUGCAGGAGCAAGCACGCUUGCUGUUCCGCGAUGAGCGAUGAUGAGCGUGAUGUAUUUUUGUUUUUCUUCUUCUUGGAAGGAUUUUUUUUUUCCUUGCAUCGGUUUUGUGUGUGUUUGUGCUUGUUGCUCUCAGCUGUUUUUUUCCCCGUUCUUUCUCUAUUCUUGGUUCCAAUACAUUUGCGAUUUAUUCGGCGCCCG
Molecule: messenger RNA, 4419 nt
Organism: Capsaspora owczarzaki ATCC 30864
Lineage: Eukaryota; Filasterea; Ministeriida; Capsasporidae
Product: Cdc42-binding protein kinase beta
Exons: 11
Coding region: 44-4255 (1403 amino acids)
Biological process (GO): actomyosin structure organization; peptidyl-threonine phosphorylation
Cellular component (GO): cytoplasm; cytoskeleton
Molecular function (GO): protein serine/threonine kinase activity; ATP binding
Source: RefSeq, a predicted model, not a curated record